ACUUAUUUCCCUCCUACAUCUGCAGUUCAGAUGUGUGGAACGUGCUUAAAAUCCUACAGGAUGUACAAGUUGCGGGAUGUGCACGACUUUAAGGAUGCCUGAAGGAGAGGUGAAACAGAAUUGAUGCGGUUGUUCAAGAUUUGGAACUACAGUGGUAUAAAAUGCAAGAUUAUAGACAACAUCGUCAUGGUAUCGCAGGUUUAGACAUUUCCAGCCACUAGCUAUGUCUCUUUGCUGCUGCUUGUUUCUGAUAUUCAGUUUGAAAAAUUGCAAGCCUUGAUCUCUGAAUACUGAAACAUGGAAAUUCUGAUGAGCAGCACUCUACCAACCGAUGUGACCAGCAGUCUACCGACCAAUGCAACUCCGACAGGGAGAGAAGAACAUGAGUUUAAGUCUUUGGAGCUGUUCAUCAUGGUGAUCAUCAUCACCAUUAUCGUUGUGGGUAACCUUCUGGUCAUCAUCGCUAUUGCACGCACCUCCCAGCUGCAGACCACAACGAAUAUCUUCAUCAUGUCAUUGGCAUGCGCUGACCUCAUAAUGGGGGUGCUGGUGGUGCCACUGGGUGCCACAAUUGUCGUAACGGGGAAAUGGCAACUCACCAAGACUUUGUGCGAGUUAUGGACAUCGGUUGAUGUGUUAUGCGUCACUGCCAGUAUAGAGACCCUUUGCAUCAUCGCAGUGGAUCGGUACAUUGCAAUCACACGGCCUCUGCGGUAUAAAGUGCUCCUGAAUAAGUGUAGGGCUCGAAUUAUCGUUUGUGUCGUGUGGCUGGUCUCAUCUCUAAUCUCCUUCGUCCCCAUUAUGAAUCAGUACUGGCGUGUGGAGAAUGACGAUGAAAUCUUAAGAAAAUGUAAUGAGGACCCCAAGUGCUGUGAUUUUAUAGCAAAUAUGCACUUUGUUAUAAUUUCAUCAGUGGUUUCAUUCUACAUCCCACUACUCAUCAUGAUUUUCGUCUAUGCACGCGUCUUUUUCAUUGCCACACAACAGAAACAGCUAAUCGACAAAAACCGUUUGAGGUUCCAAAAUGAGUGCAUAGGAAAUCAGGUACAGCCGACGCACCACGGCAACAACAACUUACCUUCGAUGUGCAAUCAUGUCGGAGGAAUGACGGCAAGGCGGAAAAGUUCCCGAAGGCGACCGUCGAGAAUAACCGUCGUCAAGGAGCACAAGGCCCUCAAGACACUGGGCAUCAUCAUGGGCGUCUUCACACUCUGCUGGUUGCCUUUCUUUGUGGCGAACAUCAUCAAUGUCUUCAAUCGAGACGUGCCGAGCAUGGAGAUUUUUCGUUUAUUAAACUGGUUAGGCUACAUGAACUCCGGCCUCAACCCCAUCAUCUACUGUCGAAGUCCAGAGUUUCGUGUGGCCUUCAAGAACCUUCUUGGCUGUCCCUGGUUGCCCUCUCUAAAAAUGAACUUCCUUUUCAAGGGGCUUCGGACUCGAUGCCCCUGCUUCCUGGGGUCUGCGGAGCCAGGAAUGCCUGGAUCGUUCCAGAAGUCCCCCACAUUGCCAGAGACAUUGCCUGAAGAAGGGAGCAGCCAGAGCAGCUACAGGAACGAGGAGGCAUCGCCGGGACCGCCACACUCCAAUGGCAGCACCUUCUUCAGUGAAUUCUCCGAAGCCGAGGCAGAGUUCUGUAACCUACAGGGGCAGGAUGGCUGAAAGUUUCUAGCAUGGCUGAAAGAAAAGGACGCUGAUGAAGAAACUGACAAAAGGACUGACCUACGUCACAGUUGGCUGGACUUCCCCAGCAGAGACCACAAGGGCCCAGCAAAACAUCCAUGAAGCCAUCUGGGGAACCAGCUCCAAAAAUGAAAGACAAAAGAGUGAAAAGAUAUAACCACAGAGAGACAAGCGCUGAGAGAAAUUACUCACAAACAGCCCAUCUAUGGAGAGAACGACUGAACUGGUACUGCUCAUGGAGGAGUGUAAUUCAGAGCGAUCCGAAACUGCUUACGUUCUAUCAAGCCGUGGAGAUCUGGCGCGAUCCACUUCAGCCCGGUUUGGUCUGGUUUGUUUGGCAAAAAAACGAACCAGACCUGUGGGUCCUCCAACAUGUGUUUCAGUGCUAUGUUCUGAGAAUGGACUUCUUUAAAUACAUGGACACAAUAACUCUGAAUAGACUCUUUAAGCACAGUGUGUUUUUUAAAACAUAAAAAGUUUAGAUUUUGUACAAUAUCAUAUACUAAAUUAUUAUUAUUUAUUUUACUCCCCACAUUUUAGCUGUGCAUGUGUAAAAUGCUUGCAACAUUAAUAUAUCUGUGUUGUACAGGUUAACACUUCAGUAGUCCACUGAUUUUUUUUUUCCCCCAGUGCAGCCAACUCAAUAUAAGCUAGAAGAUUUCCCGCUCUAAAAUCCAUCUCCACUCCUGAGAAUGUGCUUCACAAAUUUGAAUGGGAGCGUUUGAAUUUGGUUGCUGUGCAAUUGAGUGUAAACUGUGUAAAACUGAAAAUAGACAAUGAGAGGAAGGCCAAUUCUU
Sinocyclocheilus rhinocerous is the source of this 2477-nucleotide messenger RNA. RefSeq names its product beta-1 adrenergic receptor-like. NCBI's taxonomy places the organism in Eukaryota, Metazoa, Chordata, Actinopteri, Cypriniformes, Cyprinidae. Gene Ontology annotation, cellular component: plasma membrane. The transcript has 2 exons. Bases 298 to 1659 code for a protein of 453 amino acids. Gene Ontology annotation, molecular function: beta3-adrenergic receptor activity; epinephrine binding. Gene Ontology annotation, biological process: adenylate cyclase-activating adrenergic receptor signaling pathway; positive regulation of MAPK cascade; norepinephrine-epinephrine-mediated vasodilation involved in regulation of systemic arterial blood pressure. The record is from RefSeq and is a predicted model, not a curated record.